Molecule: messenger RNA, 2100 nt
Organism: Trematosphaeria pertusa
Lineage: Eukaryota; Fungi; Ascomycota; Dothideomycetes; Pleosporales; Trematosphaeriaceae
Exons: 3
Coding region: 115-1899 (594 amino acids)
Source: RefSeq, a predicted model, not a curated record
AGGCAAGCCCCAGGCUAAGUAUAAGGUAAGGAGAUAGAAGUCCCGCGGAAACCGGCACGGAUCUUUGGCGCGGUCUUUUCAGCCCCAUCAGCCUUUCUUAUCGCUUAUCGGACCAUGAAUUUGAGAGUCCACGGCUGGCGGCGCUCCGGAAUUGUCACCCUCAUCUGCAUGUUUCUCCUCACAGCCACCAUGGUAGGCAUUCUCGCAGGGUCCAAAAACUUCGCCGCAAACAAGGUCUGGGACGCGUACGCGGACAAAUACGACGGCGACUCCAACAAGGUUAUCUACGCUGGGACUUGUGAUCGAACGACAGCUCUAAAUAUGGGCCUCCAUCUGCUCAUCAACGCCGUUUCUACACUGAUGCUUGCAUCAAGAAACUUCUUCAUGCAAAUCCUCUGCUCGCCGACUCGCAGCGACCUCGAUGAAGCACACCGUAACCACAAGGUGCUGGAGAUUGGCGUCCACUCACCGAUGAACUUGCUUCGACUGCCGUUUCUACGCUCUCUUGGCUGGCUUCUGCUGGCAUUUACGUCGCUGUCGCUGCAUGUCGUGUUCAACAGCGUGGUUACGGAAACAAAAGCAUCUACAAAUCUACACCUCGUCAUUGCUUCGGAAAGUUUCAUCCAGGGCGGGAAUUUCAUAACCUUUGUAAAUGCGCCACUCAUGUGCGGCUCACCAGAGGCGGAAGACGACGGCUAUAUUCAAGAGAGCAUACGGGAGACCCUGCUAAGCAUUGCCGGCAACGCAAGCGGCUGGGAUUACGUGGCAGUCUCAAAGUGCUACGAAAGGUAUACCGAUCCUUACCGCCCCGCCGUCGAUUACCGCCACGUUGUCCUCAUUGUUUCGAACCGGGACGACGAGAAAACUGUGGAUUGGACGUUAGAAGACGACAUAUGCAGUGACGCUUCCCUGAUUCCAGUGAUUAAUCGCGGCCGCGGACCGACUAGCAUGCUCCUGAGAGAGGAACUUUGGAGAAGCUAUAAUGGAAUUUCGAAGCGAAUAGGCGAUUACGUUGGGACGGGAUUGCCGUCCAUCAGAGAGUGGGAGGAGACGAGAGGCCUAUUCGAGUACUACACCGGAGCGGAUUUCGACCCCGCGACAGGCCACUUUACAUUUGGGCUGGCCGGUUGGCAGCGCGAGUAUGCGAACGUUAAUCCGGGCUUAGAGCUGAAAGUGCGGUACUGUCUCUCCGAGCCGGUGGAGCUCCAAUGCGAGAUCCUCGUCAUCGACAUUUUUUUUAUGGCGGUCACGAUUGCCUGCGCUAUCAAGUUCGCCCUGGCGUUAGCGAUCCUAACGCUGCACGACAGAUCGAACAGCUCGCUUGUCCUCCUGGGCGAUGCCAUACAAUCUUUCCUCCGGAAGCCGGACGCAUGCACGUCCGGGAAAUGCCUAUGGAGCAAAACGGACUUUACAAAACCUUCUCAAGAGAACGCAGAUCCCCGGGCAUUCCACAACGCUCCUAGAAGGUUAAGGGAGGCCGUGACUAUGCGCAUGUGGUGCGCUUCGUACAUUUUUACCGUCGCGCUUUGCGGGAUAUGGAUCGCCGUGCUCGUUCUCGCCGCGCAGCAGGUUCCCAUUACAACCUCAAGGUUCGGAAGCGAUGUCCGCAACGGCGUCGAUACUCUUAUCACACCCGACCACUAUGUGGACUGGGGCCACCGUGCAGUCAUAAUUCCCCUCCUUUCCAGCACGCCCCAGCUCGCGCUCUCAAUCUGGUACGUCGUCUACAACGAUAUUUUCAUGCGCCUGUUCUCCGAGCAAGAAUGGGCGUGCUUCGGUUCCCAUUUUCACGCACUCCGAGUCACGGAUCCAGCGGGGAAGCAGCGCGUGCCAUGCUGCAUUGGCUUCUCUCUAGCUCGAUAUACCCCAUCUAUCUUAAGGGGUACGACGCCGACAUAGACUCGUCCGAGAAAAAGGAAUGCAUGGGUACAUCAAGCAUAGCAAUGCUCAUCACCUUGAUUGUCUUCGUGCUGGCUUCGAUGGCACCCAUUAUCGUCGCGAGGCGGAAAAUGCUUGGCAACAUGCCGCUGUAUGGGAACAGCUCGGCUGUUAUAUCUGCAGCAUGCCAUAAGGCGGCAGAUUUGGAUGUAAUUCUUCGAU